Messenger RNA from Ilex paraguariensis (yerba mate), 1806 nucleotides. The record is from the annotation of a GenBank genome assembly. NCBI's taxonomy places the organism in Eukaryota, Viridiplantae, Streptophyta, Magnoliopsida, Aquifoliales, Aquifoliaceae.
AUGGAGCCCACCAACCCCACCGCCAUCAAGAACUCCUCUCAGCCCUCCAAAAAUCUGACCAGAAACCGAGCAACGACCAUCAUACUCUCCGCUUUUCUCACCGUCACUGCAUUGCUCCUUGCUUCACUUCUCAGUGACGACUCGUCAUUUUCCACAGAUUCAACAAGAGAUAAUCACCCGUUAAUCCCAUCUUCUGCUCCACCUCUACAUCCGAUUAUCAAGAAAUCCUGCACCAACACUCUCCACCCUUCUUUGUGCUUCAUCACUCUCUCUACCAUUCCUGACUCCAAUAAUGCCACUACUUUCCAUCAAAUUCUUGAGAUAGCAAUUAAUCAAACCAUGAAACAAGUUGUGAGUACCCGUCUGGAUAUCUUGAAUAAUCUCCCCAGCCAAGAUUUCGGUUCCCUGGAAAAGAAUGCUCUUGAUGAUUGUGUGGAAAUGUUAGAUCAAACUAUUUAUGAACUUGGACAAGCCAUUGAUGACUUGCGUGCACUCCCUUCUUCCGUUGGUUAUCUCCAUAGGUCAUAUGGCAACACUGAAACCCUACUCAGUGCAGCCAUGACAAAUGAGAACACAUGCAUCGACGGAUUCUCCGACUUGGAAGAAUCCGAUUCAAAGGGUCUAAAGGGUGUUAAAGAACCCCUCCAGAACUUGCUGACCCCUAUAUCUCACAGGAUCAGCAAUUGCUUGGCUAUGAUCAAGUAUAUGGACACCAUACACCGUGAAGAAACCCUCAACAAUCCACGGAUAUUGAUGAACAAAUUGCCUGAUGACCGGUUCUUGGCUUGGAUGACGAGUAAUGAUCGGAGGAUGAUGGAAACAGAACCCAGGAUGAGGCCAAAUCUAACCGUUGCCAGAGAUGGCAGUGGUAACUACACAAUGAUCAACGAGGCAGUUAAGAUGGCGCCAAACAUGAGCUUGACAAGAUAUGUGAUUCAAAUAAAGGCAGGAAUUUACCAUGAGAAUGUGGUGAUACCUCGAGAGAAGGUUAACAUAAUGUUGGUUGGAGAUGGGACGAACUCAACAGUGAUCACGGGUUUCAAGAAUUUCGUUGACGGGUUUUCCACCUUCACUUCAGCCACCUUAACUGUGGUUGGAGACAAAUUCUUAGCAAGGGACUUGUCAAUCUUCAACACAGCAGGCCCUCAGAAGCACCAGGCAGUUGCCCUCAGGGUUACUUCCAAUGCUGCCUUCUAUCGAUGUCAGAUAAUUUCCCAUCAAGACACCCUUUAUGCUCAUUCUCUACGCCAAUUCUAUCGUGAAUGUGAAAUCCAAGGUACAAUUGACUUCAUUUUUGGAAAUGCAGCCGCAAUUUUCCAAAACUGUUUCAUACUUGUUCGCAAACCAAACCCUGGUCAGAAAAAUAUGAUCACUGCUCAAGGGCGAGAAGACCCAAAUCAGAACACUGGUAUAUCAUUACAGAACUGCACCAUAAUCGCUGCACCAGACUUUGAUGAGGCUGAUAGGAUAAACUUCUCAACCUUUUUGGGUAGGCCAUGGAGGAAUUAUUCAAGGACUAUAAUCAUGAAUAGUUAUCUUGGGGACUUGAUACACCCACAGGGUUGGUACAAGUGGAAUAAUUAUAGCAGUUUGGAUACCGUAGAGUACAUCGAGUACAUGAAUUCUGGACCUGGCUCAGACACGAGACAAAGGGUUACGUGGGCAGGUUAUAGAAAGAACUGUACUGAGGAAAUAGCAAGGCAGUUCACAGUGGGCACGUUCCUUCAUGGAGCAGAUGACUGGUUAGACUCCACAGUUUUUCCCCUCUUCGGUGGUCCUCAACAAGAAGCCAGACAUAUUCAGUGA